AUGAGUAAGAGUUUUGGAUCUCUUGUCGUUGGCGUGGGAGAUUUCAAAAACCUACCGUUUUUGGAAAAUGAUUGUCGGAAUUACAUCGAUAAGGCAAGAAAUUUACGACUUGGCGUUGGUGGUGCUGGUGCGCUUCGGGAAUAUUUUUUACGGAUGCAAUACAAGAAUCCUGGGUUCUUUGCGUCGAUGGAUUUAGAUGACGAUGGAAGGUUAAAGAAUGUCUUCUGGAUAUGGGAUGCCAUUCGCACCAUUAACCACCACAGCCAGUCAAUUCUUCUGGGAGCAGGAUUGAUAUCCUGUGAGGAUACGGCAACAUUUGUGUGGUUAUUCAAGACCUGGUUACAGUGUAUGGAUGGUAUAGCUCCUAGAGCUAUUAUCACAGAUCAGGACAGAGUAAUGAAAAAUGCUAUUGCUAUUGUCUUUCCACAGAGUCGACAUCGAUUUUCUUUGUGGCAUAUACUGAAAAAAGUCUCUGAAAAGCUUUCCUCCUAUUCUGCCUACAAAAGUGAGAUGAAAAAUGCUUUGAUGAAAUGCGUGUAUGACACCCAAAAUGUUGCAGAGUUUGAAAGCUAUUGGGAGCAACUAAUCAGCACUUACAAGUUGAAGGAGAAUGCUUGGCUGAAAAGUUUAUACACUGAGCAUGAGCAUUGGGUACCGGCAUUCUUGAAAGAUACUUUUUGGGUGGGGAUGAGUACAACGCAGCGGAGCGAGAGCAUGAAUGCUUUUUUUUAUGGUUAUGUUCACGCGAAGAAAAACUUGAAAGAGUUUGCCGACCAGUUUGACAACGCAUUGAAGAAGAAAAUUGAGAAUGAAAAUAACGCUGACUUUCACUCAUUUAGCGUGACCAUUCCCUGCAUAUCUAGAUCUCCGAUCGAAAAGAAGUUUCAAGAAUUAUACACGAAUGCAAAAUUCAAGAAAGUCCAACGAGAAUUGCAAUGUUUAAUAGAUUUGGCUCCAGAAUUACUUAAGAGAGAUGGUGGUGUCAAGACGUAUCUUGUUGAGGAUGAAGUUCAUGUGGAAGACUUCACUAAGCUAGUUACAUAUUCAGUGGACUUUAGUGAUGUGGAUACAGCUGCAAACUGUUCGUGUGGGUUAUUUCAGAUGAGGGGUAUACUGUGCAGGCAUAUUUUGAUGAUUACUCACGCUGCGGGUUCAAAAAAACAUACUGAGGAUGCAACACAGAAGUUGUAUUCAAUGAUUGAGUUAUAUAGUGACAACCAAGAACCUCCAUCAAGAACAUGCACGGGUUCCAAUCUUGUUCCUUCGAUACCGGAUGUUUCUACAUGUGCGGGUUCAGAUAAAGUACUCAGUCCGCUAGUAGUAAGAGGGAAAGGUAGACCACCAUCUCUGAGGAGAGCAUCGACCAUGGAAAAAGAGAUAAGGAAAAUUAAGGCGAAGGCCAAGAAUGCAACAGUCAAGGGAAAACGUAAACAGAGAGAUGGAGGAGAUACACCAUUGCCGGACACUUGCAGCAAUUUAUUUGGCCCGUCAGAUAAAGAUAUUUGUGAUCUUGUUGAAGACAGCUCAAUUCUUGAAAAAUGUCGAACUCAGCGCCAAGAAUCAAUGAUCGGGAGUCAAGAAAUGAUGUUCUUUGGGUUGGAUGGAUCACAACCGGUGGAUGGUGGGUGA
This is a messenger RNA of Carya illinoinensis, 1629 nucleotides long. RefSeq names its product protein FAR-RED IMPAIRED RESPONSE 1-like. The transcript has 6 exons. Bases 1 to 1629 code for a protein of 542 amino acids. Gene Ontology annotation, molecular function: zinc ion binding. The record is from RefSeq and is a predicted model, not a curated record. Lineage: Eukaryota; Viridiplantae; Streptophyta; Magnoliopsida; Fagales; Juglandaceae.